GAAUAGGCCUUAUGCAAACAGUUUAUUGCAUGUUAUUGCAGGGUGCAUGCAGGAGCCCUACUGACACGUGCUGCCAUAGUUUCAUUUCCUGGGAAUAGCAUAUGGGUUGCCUAUCCCCUUCGAUCAUCUGUCAAAAUAGACCAAAUGCUAACACAUGAACUGACUGUAGCCUAUUGGCCCACUGUCUCCUAUUUUUUCCGUAAAUAGGCUAUAUAGGCUAAAGAAAUUGCCAUUAGUCCAAUGAAUCGCGAUGAAACGAUGGAUUAUGUUGUUGUUUAAGCGAGGAUUUCAAACGAAAUCUGGCAACAAAUGAUGCCUAGAUAAGUUUCGUUUUCCCUUCGUCAUGAGUAGGCUGCAUCUGCCCUGAGCAGAAAGAUUUGAGGAGGUAGGCCUAGUCAGAGUAGGUAUAUGGGCACUGAUGUAGGCUAGUCUGGCUUAGCUGUUUCCUUUGCAACAUAUGGCUGUUUCUCGUGCAUUCAGACGAUAACUUUCCAAUCUUCACGAAAAAUGUCUGAAGCCGCUAUCUUGAAAAUAAUUUGCGGGAAUGGAGGAGCAAUCGAUUACGAGAGACUCCUUGAACUUGCUUCCGGAUUUCCAGAUAUAAACUGCUCUGAAUUAGAUUCACUUGUCGGAAAUAAACAGUUUUUCCAUCUUCAGGAGAAGGAUUGUGUCAAAACAAUACUUGUCAAAACAAACAUGAGAAUCUGCAAUGUGUAUCAGUGCUCCGACUGUACAAAUCUUCAUCUUUGUAAGUUAUACCUUCAUGGAGAAUGCAAGGCAAGACCCUGUCGUUACGGACACAAUUUAAAUUCGGCCCACAACGCCCACGUUCUCUCUGACCAUCAGCUGCAGAAGCUCAGCAGAGCAGAGAUCAGGCAGCUGCUCUUGCAGAAUGACAGCCCUCAUUCCCUCCUUCCACCGGUGUGUAUCAGGUACAACCAAGGUGAUGGUGACUUCGGCAAGUGUGAGGACAAGGACAGCUGCACAUACCUCCACAUCUGCGAGGACUACAUCCGUGGCACUUGCGACUCCGGAGACUGCGGCCGGUCACAUGACUUCUUCGAGCCCCAGCCGAUGAGGACGCUGCGGAGGAGAGGUGUGCCCGGCGAUAAGGUGGGGUCCAUGCUGUCCAUCUACCAGAGGAUCUUGGCGAUAAGGGGCACGUUGGCGAAGGACUUGAAGCCCAAACCUGAUGCCAGGGCCAGGAGCAGAGGGGGCAGAGGGGGCAGAGGGGGCAGAGCUGGUAAAGGACAUGCCACUGCCACCACUAAUGCAGAGGUGACCAAAGACGGAAACAGUCCGGCACGGCCAGAGAUUAACGAAAUUUGCCUCUUCUUCGUCAGAACUGAUUGCAAACAAGGCGACCGGUGUUGGAGAGUCCACUGCAAAAUGCCCUACCAGUGGCAGAUGAAGAUGGGGGGGUCCUGGACCGACCUGCCAAACAGUGAAGACAUCGAGAGGGACUUUUGCAACCCAAUCAACACUACUGCUCUGAGGGAGGGCGACCCUAUUCGUUUUGACACCAUGACCUGCGGCCCGCAUGUCGUGCGCCGUCUCUCCACCGCCUCAUCCGUGGCCCAGCCCGACUUCAUCCUCACCACCGAGUGGAUCUGGUUCUGGCAGGAUGAGUAUGGGAAAUGGGUCCCAUACGGCUCCAUAAAAGAGAUGCACAGGUUGGCCUCCAUCUCCUCCAGUGAUUUGGAAAAGCGUUACCUGGACGACAACAAAACAGUGGUCCUCUUCACUGCUGGAAAAGAGCAGUAUGAACUCUGUUUCAAAGAUAUGGUGCAGAAGAAUAUGAGCUCUGGCCAGACAAGACCAGUUAGGAGAAGACCUAACUUUCUCUCUUCUCAUGGUGUCCAAACGGCCAGAACCAGCAGGAGAAGAGGCCCCUCCUCAUCACAGCAUGGCAGAGGUGUGCCAGGAUACUGGGACAAGUCUGCCGUGCCUGAAAAAGGAUACAAGAGAGUAAAUCUGCAAAGCACUGACCGGGACUACCUGAAGGUGCAGGAGCUGUUCAGAAAGACUCUGAGCGGUUUUGACUUUGUCAGUGUUGAGAGAAUCCAGAACAAGGAACUCUGGGAAGAUUUUCAGACGAAACGAGAACGGAUGAAGAAGGCCAAUCAGGACAAAAAGUACGCCGAUGGGGAGCGUCUGCUCUUUCAUGGCACAAACUCUCAGUUCAUUGACAGUAUCUGCUUUCACAAUUUUGACUGGAGGAAGUGCGGUGCCAACGGAACAGCUUAUGGACAAGGAUGCUACUUUGCCCGAGAUGCCUCCUACUCCAACAACUACACCUCCAGCUCCAACAACACCUACUUUAACAGCUACACCUCUGGACACGGCGUGCACUCCAUGUUUGUGUGCCGUGUGCUCGUAGGCUGCUACACCCGAGGGCAGUCUCAUUAUCGCCUACCGCCCUCGAGGGAUGGAGGCCUCAUUCUGUACGACAGCUGCGUGAACGACGUCCGUGACCCUUCUAUCUUCGUGGUCUUUGACAAGCAGCAGGUGUACCCCGAGUUCCUGAUCACCUACACUGAGCACAUCUAUCGUCCGCCAGUGACUCUGGUUUCUUCUUCCGACUCCGAUUCUGAUUUUGAUUUGGUUUCUCCCGUUAAGCCCACAGUAACAUCGACACAGUCAAAUUCUACACGCUACGACACACUAUGCAUAACCAGUGCACCACAGCUAGUGACUACCCUGAACACUUUGACCUCGAAUUCAUCUGUGGUGCCGUCGUCUGCCAGUCGAAACGUCCACUCACCCAGCGGCACAGUUUCCGUUCAGCUCUCUAGCUCCGACGCGUUGGCUCCGACGGUGGGUGCUUCUAGUCCCUUUUCUGUCUCGACAGCACCCACCAAACCGCCGACAGGGUCUCCCCAAAGCUCUGCCACAACACCCAUUACUCAUUAUCCGCGAUCCAGGUCUUCCGAUCCGGAUCCAGCCCAGGUUUCUGCCGUGUCCACAAUAGCCUCGGCUCCUGUUCCGUCUGCACCGAGACCUGCGUCCACUUCUUCCAAGCAGCCAAGUGAUCCUUUACGAGCAGCCCAAACAAGUAGGAGAGACCUCUUCAGUGAUGACAUGGAAUGGGAGUACGUACAUGCAUCAACAGACCUCUUCAAACGGCUCAGCGGUUCCACACUAACCCCUCAUCAGUCGGAUUCCAUUCCAGCGUCCAGGCGAUCGCUGUACUCGUCCCCGGACGCGUCUCUGGUCAGCUCCUCUACGAGGUCCUCCACCACAACGCCGUCGGCUCCGGUGAGGUCUGCCACCGCCAUCGCCGCCGCAAGGUCAGCGAGUGCCAGGAGGGUAUCUCCUCCGUUCUUGUCCACCACAACGUCCUCUUACACCCGACAGGUGCCUCGUUCACAAAGCCAAGACUUGUAUAAUGUCCCCACUCACAGGGGGCAGAUUAAUGAACCAAAGAAGAAAGAAGAAUGCAUCUUGCUUUGAUAUAGUUGUUUUGCGCAUUAUUUUGUGAUUUGCCAAGUUUUUAAUAUGGUUAAAACAAAUUGUCCCACUUCAAUGAAUCAAUUUCACCCUGCUACGUCCCACAACACUUUAGUAGUUCUUCACAAUUCAUGACACUAGUGUUCAUUUAGAAUGUAUCAGAAAAAACAAAGGUGGAUAUUAUAUCAAUGUUGGAUAUUAAUAUCCAAAGAAAAAAAGAAGAAAUUCCUAAUAAAUAAUUAAUCUAAUCAAGCCACUGAUCCAGUGUUUCAAUGUUUGCCUGCAUUUGGAAGAUGAGUUGUUUCAUUUGAGAGUGAUAUCUAUGUUCUCUAUCGUCUCGAGACCAUCUCUCCACUCCGUUACAUAUUCCAUGUGUGACACACCGGCUCGCUCGGUCAUGCCCACCCGAACCUAUAAAGACCUGUGGUGGUGUGUGAUCACUGAUAGUUUGAUUGGAACGGGUCUCCCGAGCGGCCUGAGGACUGGAGAGAUGGUCUCUUCACUCAGAGAACCAGGGUUACAACAUAACCCUGUGAAACACUAAAAUGCAAAAACAAAACAAAACAAAAACAUGCAUAUCAGGUUUUUCUUUUUAAUUUAUUUAUGGACACUAUGGACUCUUUUCAUGACUGAGUACAUGACAAUAAAUUUGAACUUGAACUGAACUCUAGGUGCUGGACAGAACUAUGUAGAGUGUGUGGAGUCUGUACACCUGAUGUCACAUGUGGUGUUAUUAAACUAUAAAUGUUUGAACACAA
This is a messenger RNA of Sardina pilchardus (European sardine), 4208 nucleotides long. RefSeq names its product protein mono-ADP-ribosyltransferase PARP12-like. The transcript is spliced from 12 exons. Gene Ontology annotation, cellular component: nucleus. The coding region runs from base 508 to 3453 and encodes 981 amino acids. Gene Ontology annotation, molecular function: NAD+-protein mono-ADP-ribosyltransferase activity; metal ion binding; NAD+ poly-ADP-ribosyltransferase activity. The record is from RefSeq and is a predicted model, not a curated record. NCBI's taxonomy places the organism in Eukaryota, Metazoa, Chordata, Actinopteri, Clupeiformes, Clupeidae.